UGCUUCCCAGGCUGGAAUAUUCUCCUACUUAUGCUGCUCCUGGGAGCAGUCCUGACCUUCUUCUCCAUGUCCCAUCAAGACAGGUUUCUUCUUCCUAUCCAAGAGGAGCAACCAGAUAAAGCCUGUGUCCAGGGGGAGGCUGGAAGGAAAGCAGCUCAAAUCAUUGGAAAUUAUUCCCAGGAUGAGCCCGUGUUCCUAAGGCUGAAGGACUACUUCUGGAGCAAGAAGCCUUCCAUGUACCAGCUGCCCUAUGGCACCAAAGGAAGUGAAAAUCUACUCCUGCCGGCCUUGGCCCUCAUCAACUCUGCCCUGCCCGAGAGUUUUCAGAGCCUGAAGUGCCACCGCUGCGUGGUCGUGGGCAAUGGGAACCGCCUGAUCGACAGCCACCUGGGUGAUGCCAUUGACCAAUAUGAUGUAGUGCUCAGGCUGAACAAUGCCCCUGUGUAUGGCUACAAGCGGGACGUGGGCAGCAAGACGACCAUGCGGCUAUUCUACCCAGAAUCCGCCUACUUCCACCCACGGGAGAACAAUGCAGAUACCCUGCUGGUGCUGGUGCCCUUCAAAGCUGCAGAUUUCCAGUGGGUCACGAUCACCCUGGCUGACAAGAAGCGGGUCCUAAGGGGUUUCUGGAAACAGCCCCCUAUCAUCUGGAAAUCUAACCCUGAGUAUGUGCGCAUCCUCAACCCUUUCUUCAUGAGGCUGACGGCCACCAGGUUGCUGGGACUACCUCAUAAACCUUCUCACAAGGUCAGGCAGGGAGGGAAGCCAACCACUGGCCUGAUGGCCAUCACACUGGCGCUGCAUCUCUGCGACCUGGUGCACAUUGCUGGCUUUGGCUACCCCGACCCCUCAAACAAGAACCAGUCAAUUCAUUACUACGAGAAGGUUAUGCCCAAGGCCAUGAAGUUAUCGGGACACAAUGUCUCCCAAGAGGCUCUGGCCAUCAAACAACUGCUGGACAUCAAAGCCAUCAAGAACCUCACCUACUUCUGA
Messenger RNA from Tachyglossus aculeatus (Australian echidna), 993 nucleotides. Its product is annotated as CMP-N-acetylneuraminate-beta-galactosamide-alpha-2,3-sialyltransferase 4-like. Lineage: Eukaryota; Metazoa; Chordata; Mammalia; Monotremata; Tachyglossidae. Gene Ontology annotation, molecular function: sialyltransferase activity. Gene Ontology annotation, biological process: glycolipid biosynthetic process. The record is from RefSeq and is a predicted model, not a curated record. The annotation marks the transcript as partial. The transcript has 9 exons.